GUUAGUAUUUAGUGGGGCUGACUUUUUCAGUAACUGUUUAAGAUUUCGUAUCAGUUUGAGAUUAGAGGAAAUUAUUGAUUUAUUAUCUCGAGACCAAGACAGCAGUUCAAUGCAAAUUAGUCAUACAUAAUUAAAUCAGACAACACUGUAAUUACGCACGCGGUUGCUUAUAAUUAACACCAAAAAAAAUAAUUAUGAUAUCUGACGGUUGUAGACCUUCCUCUCUUGUAAUCUCAAUGGCUAUAGUUUAUUGCAUGUACCCGCCAGUAUAAAAUAUCGUCUCUGUGAUCCAAAAAGCUUCUUCUCUUUCCGUUUUCUUUCUUGAUCUUUAUUGUUUUAUCUUCUAUUUAUAAAUCUUGGGCCAUAGUGAAGAAUAAAUCAGAGGUUGGAUCAACAACGUGGGUUUGUGGGUUUUCUCAGAAACCUUGAAUAACUUCUUAUUCACUCUUCCUAUAUCUCAAGGAUCAUGUGAUCAGGAGAUAAAAUGAAAGAGAUACGAAGCUAGUUAAAAGAAGAAACAUUGUGAAAAGUUUAUUUGAGGUAAUUCUGAUUUUUCCCCUUUUUUGAUAGAUGAUUUGAUUCAGUUAAUAUCUGAUUGACAUGGAUUGAUAUUGACAGAUUUUUACAUCAUUUAUGAUGAUAUAUAUUUUGUUUUCUUUUGGAACAUGAUGAUCUUCUCCUUUAAAAUACUGGAAAAAAAUGAAAGUUUCUCUACUCCCAAACAGAUCUGUAAUUGAAAAAAGCUUUUGAAAGUCGUACGGUCGCCAUCAUCUUGAUUAAUUCAGGCUUUUCAAGAAAGAGAGACAAACAUGGCGUCUUCAAGCUCAAGCUCACCAUGUGCAGCUUGUAAAUUCCUUAGGAGAAAAUGCACACAAGAAUGUGUAUUCGCUCCAUAUUUCCCACCAGACCAACCUCACAAAUUCGCAUACGUUCACAAAAUAUUCGGAGCAAGUAACGUCGCUAAGCUUCUCAACGACCUCGCCUCUAACCAAAGAGAAGACGCCGUUAACUCUCUUUUCUAUGAAGCCGAAGCUCGACUUCGCGACCCGGUUUACGGUUGCGUCGGUUUAAUCUCAAUCCUUCAACAUCGCCUUAAACAGCUUCAACACGAUCUUGACAACGCCAAGAAAGAACUCGCUGCUUACGCUGCUCCUAAUGCUAUGCUUCCUAUGCAUCAUCCUCAACCGCAUUUUAUGUCUCUACCGCCGCAACCGCAGCGACCGUCUUCUGCUUCUUCUUCAGCGUCUGUGCUGACUCAGCAGCAGCAGCAUCAUAACUUGUUGCCAGUGUUGGCUAUUCCAACUGAGCAACUACUGUACCAUCAGCAACAUAUUUUCGAGGCUCAGCAAUUAGCAGCGGUUAAUUCGGUUUCCAGAGACCAACUAAAUGAAAUGUUUAGAGCGUACGGAGGAGGAAGUAAUAGUCCACAUCAUCACCAUAACCAACCUCAAUUUGAUAUUUUGAGGUUCAAUAGUGGAUUUGGCUCUGUACCGACGGGUUCGGUUACAGUAACCGGGUUUAAUCAAUUAAGCUCCAGCGGUACAACCAUAACCGGAAUGUCACCGUCUUUGGCUCUUGGUGAUAGCUUUGUUGAUAGUCCUUCAACUAAUGAUAAUUAUCAUAGGGAUCAACAAUUACAACAUCAACAAUCUUCUCAACCGCUACCGCUUCAAACGCAGGAGACUCAGACGCGUCCGAAUUCAAAGAGCGAGGAGGGUAGAGGGAAUAUCAUUGGUUCAUCUCGGUAAUUAACCAAAAAAUAAAAAGAGAUUAAAAAUAAUAAUACGGCCUUUGACCUUCUCGCUUGCUCAGUAACCUCAGUUAAAGGUACGUGGAAACAAAAUAGUUCGAAUGUUAAUUUUCCAACUAUUAAUAUUUAGGGUUCCUAUUUUAUCUUCUCUGCAUCUUUGAUUGAUCGUUAAUUCGUUAUGGUAUAGUACAGUUACAGUGGUACAUAAGAGGUUUCGCUUUAUGUAUGCAACAUUUAAUGAAAUAGCCUUGUCAUUUCUUCAAUAACUCUUCUUGUACUUCUAGCCUUUAUAGCUCAUUUUAAUAAAACUUCCUUUUUGUUAGAUUCCUUGAACAAUAAUGCAUUAAUUAACCUAGUUAUUAAACCUUUAUAAAAUUCAUGGUGGGACGCCAAAUCAUUUCACCGAUUAUUUACGACAGUAUUUUUUUCGUUUCAUAAUACUCCAGUUUUUAAAAAAUUGCAUAUUCUAUACUUUUCAUAUAUAUUAAGAAAACUCAUUAAAUAUGCAUUAUUUUUUAU
Molecule: messenger RNA, 2269 nt
Organism: Brassica napus (rape)
Lineage: Eukaryota; Viridiplantae; Streptophyta; Magnoliopsida; Brassicales; Brassicaceae
Product: LOB domain-containing protein 36-like
Exons: 2
Coding region: 810-1748 (312 amino acids)
Source: RefSeq, a predicted model, not a curated record